AUGGACCUCGAAUCGCACCUAAGCGGCUCGAGGAUCCGCACUCAAGUGCUCAAAUUCAGCGGAUUCGCCGACGCGCUCUUCUUCUUUUACGUGGAUCAGACGUAUCUUCUGGAGGUCCAAGGUGUCGAUGGUGGCCAGAAAAUGAUCACGAGCACCAGAAAACUCAGGUUCCGAAGCAAGAAGCAUCAAGACGGAUAUCCGGAAAACAACGGAUUCGGUGGGUUUCGGUUUCCUUGUGAUUAUCGAUUUUUGAUGAGAAACGCUGAAAACAUGCUGAAAACUUCAAAAAACGCGAAGUUUUUCCACCCGUGACAUGUAUGUUUUCAUCCGAUUCUCAUAAUCCAUUUCAGACACGACGUACUGUUUCUCGAAAAGAGCGAAGAACGGAGCAGUGCCGGUGUUAGUGGAACGUGCCAAACGGAAGGGAUUUCGGGUCGCCGAGCCGUUAGUUUUUAUGGAUUUUUCAAGAAUAAUUUUAGAAUUGCAGCGAUCCGAAUGGUAUCACUUGGAUCCAACACAAUCCCAACUUCUUCAGCUACAUUCGCACAACCGAAUGUGGCGUCGUCAUCAGAAGACUGUCACGCAGGUUCGAGCCCGAGGUUUGGUUUUUUUCAACGAACAAAUGCAAAAAAGUCCGAUUUUUCCUUCUUUUUUCUUGCAGAACACCGAUGAAACGGCGGCGGAGCACAUGAUUCCGAUGAUCGACGGAGUGUGCCCGGUGCAAUUAAUCUAUGAAAGUCUGGGAAUCACCUACGAAAUAUUCAAGCAAAGAGUGGAAAACGAGGCGAUUUUGGGAAGAAGAAUGCAGGCGAUGAACGACUGGAAAAUUGGGUUCUGCGAGCGAUUUUUGACAGUUUUCGGCGAUGGAACUCUCGCGAAAACCUUCAUCAACAUAAUUGCUCCGUUCAUCGAAAUUCCCUGCGUUUUGCUCUUCUUUUUCUGGAAAUUACAAAUCAAUUUCGGAUUUCUCUUUCUUGUUUCCGUUUUUCUCUCUGUUUUUGUCGUUUUUUGUGCUUUUACGCACGUUUACUUGUGAUUAAUAAAAGGGUUGUUCAAAAAGCCAACAUUUCCGUGCCUUUCUCUGCUCCAUUUGAGUGAAAAUUCACCAGAAUUUGUCAAGAAACAACAAGAGAAUCUCAAUUUUUCAGUGAAAGUGCAGCUUACUAUGCAAACACGCUCCAUUGCACUCGGCGCCAGUUGGCUUUAAUUCCACGUGGCAAAACACGUUUUCCAGCUUUUUCGGCAAUGUCUGACAAUUUACUUUCGUUUUCAUAAUGAUUUUGUUACUAAUUUACUUUUUCCAGCUAUCAAUUCCUCAGAAAACCCAGAAAUUCUCCCGAAAUUUGAGGUUUGUCUAAUUUAUUCCCUUUUUCCGUCGACAUUUCUUGUUGGUAUUAAAUUCCGAAGAAUUCCAUACAUUCUCAAAGUCAAGUCCGUGAAACUGUGUAUUUUUGACCUAAUAGCUUUUAGUGGCUACAAAAACAACCCUUGUAAAAUUUUCAGACGCUCGGCAAAAGAUGAUCGGCUGGAACCAUCUUCCACUUGAAACGAGGCAUGAAAUUAUCAAAAAGAUGCCGUUGCGCACCAGGUAUUUCGCCUUUUUUUGGGGAAUCUGUGAAUCAAAAAUUUCGAUAAAAUUCCGUCGGGUUUUGCAGAUUCUGCUUCCGCCACGUUGCAAAAUCGGCAAAAUUGGCCGUGGAUUCGGUACCGCUCUACAUUCCGCGAGUCAGUCUUAAGACAAGCUCCAAUGAUGCCGUCGAUUUGCUCAUCUUUACGAGCAUCGGAAAAGUGACGAAAUUGAAGUUUCUCAGAAAGACGGACCGAGUUCUUCUCCACGUGUAAGUUGGUUGAUGGCUCUCCAAUGCGGUCCCAAGUUUUUCAGAAUUGAUCCCGUUGUCGAUCUUACGAAAUCGGUUGGCAACGAAAGCCCGAUGCUCUUGGCCAUUUACGUCCUCAAACACCUCGCGAUGAACCCGAAAACCACCCUCGGAACUCUGGAGUGCUACAUUGAAAACUGGAGUUCGGGUCACUACGAUUGGCCGGAAAUAGACAGAGUGCUCGGAAAUGCUCAGUUCCGCACCAAGGUCGUGCAUUACAGUGGGCGAAAUGUCCGUGUAAGUUGAGCUGAGACCUUAAAAUGCAUCUUUCAAAAGAUUCGCGCUUCCUUUUAAAAAAAAUAUUGCAGCCGCCCGGUCCGAUCCUUGCCAGCCGUCUCCAUCCUGCCCAUUUAGUCGAAGUUCGAACGACGCGACCGCCGAGUAAUAAGGAACUCGCCGAAAUGCGUCAAUUUCCGAUUCUGAGGGCCGAACAGAUUCCGCUGACACUAACGAAGACAAUAAGGGUGCGAUGCCGGCCGGAAGACGUGCCCAAAUUCAAGGAAUUCGGUACGGCUUACUAGCCGGGCAUAGAAAAGAAAAACGACUUUGAAAAAUUCAGUUUCUAGAACAACGGUACACUGGAACCGGCUUAUGUCCUGCCGAAUGGCAAAAUUCGGUUUCCCUAUACAAGUCAAGUAUUCCAAAAGAAUACUUUGUGAAAGAAGAGCAGUUGUAAGAGAAUGAAAAACAACAUUUCCCCACCAAUCAACCGUUUUUAGAGGACCGAACGACGUUGUGCUCUCCUACCUCACCGCCUACAGGAGCGCGAUGAUGCACACUCGAGUGACCGCUUGCGGAUGUAUCAUCAAAAAGAUCAAGAACGGAUUUGAACUGGAGAAUGUGAGAACAGAAUGAGAACAUCAAAUUUUACCCGAGGGAAUAGGCCCACAAAAAGGCAGGCGUUUGAGAACAUAGUUACAAUUGAUUCAAAAAGUCCAAAGCUUGAAAAUCCUUGUCUUUUUCUUGUUAAACGGUAAACUUUUUCAGCCGUACACCGCCGGAGUCUGCGCUCGUCGGUGGGCAUGUCAAAUCCACGGAGAUCGAUUCGAUCACUGGUAUCAGAGACACAAAUCAACGGAUAUCACUUGGGAACUGGCGGACAGCACCGUCGAGCACAUUAUUCCGGUGCUCAAUGGCGUCUGCCCGGUCACAAAGUACAUUGAUGACGUGGCGGCCGAGUACAAAUUGUGGAAAAAGACGAUUAAAAACAAGAAAACGGAGGAAAGUGAGCGGGAAGAGCUUCGAAUCGAUGGGAACUCGGCCGAAUACUCGCAGCCCGAACGAGAUGAACAAACGAUGGAGCAAUGA
Molecule: messenger RNA, 3185 nt
Organism: Caenorhabditis sp. 36 PRJEB53466
Lineage: Eukaryota; Metazoa; Nematoda; Chromadorea; Rhabditida; Rhabditidae
Source: the annotation of a GenBank genome assembly